Pelagomonas calceolata is the source of this 2157-nucleotide messenger RNA. The record is from the annotation of a GenBank genome assembly. NCBI's taxonomy places the organism in Eukaryota, Pelagophyceae, Pelagomonadales, Pelagomonadaceae.
CCCUGCUGCUACUAGGGCUUGCAAAUCAGCCGGGAGGUGGGCAAGCGGACCAAGGGCAGCGUCUCGGACCACCCGACCUCAAUGGGAGAUUUUCCACACUGUCCAUGGGUCCGCCGGGCAUAUGGGAUGGGCUGCCGCCUGUUUUGCUGGCUCUGCUGGAGGGCUGCCCGCCUCGGUUGCUGGGGCUGCUGCCGCGCUCGCGGGCGCCGGUGUUUGUCUGGCGGCUCGAGCGUCGACGGUCGAGUCGACAACUGCCUCUUGACGGGGGCGGCGCGGGCGAACCUGUUUGCGGGCUGCCGGCGUCCAUAAGUCGGUGGCGCUCCUCGCGUGCCACCGUGUCCCGUCGACGUGACCUCAAUCGUGCCAAUGACGACCAUAGGCUACCCCCUCAGCGCGCCCGCCGAUGAUGUAGCUGUCAUGGCACCGGCCCCCGCGGCCGAGGCGCCGGCGCCCGCCGCCGCAGAGGCGCCCGCGCCGGCCAUCGAGACCCCCCGCACUCCGACACGCUUCGACCUCCUGCAGACGGCCCGAUCCUUACGACGGGACCUCCUCGCGCACAAGCGUCGGCUGCGAGAUGCCCAGCAACCGGAGAGGGGCGAGCUGCCAUCCAUGAUCUUGGCAAGAGCCAAAGAACGCGCGGCCGAGUGUGUAUUUGAGGACACCGUCGCGUCGCACACGCCCCAAUCUUAUAAGGAUAUGGUCCGCGCGAAGGCACGAAGUCAUAGGGCGGAGCUCGAAUUAGCAAGACUGGCGGAGCACGACGCCUUCGACAAGGAGCGCUAUUCAUCUUUCUGUCAACGAAUAAAGGGCAGUGAACUGGAAGCUUGGGUCCGCGAGACGUUCGAGGCGAUUGAUGUGGAUGAGGACGGCGAGGUGUCGUUGCUGGACUUCGAAUUGCUCGAAGGGAAAGAAAAUGGAGCUCUGGCAAAGAUGUUCACGACGAUGACGUCUCAGAAAAGCAAUAUCAAGCUAGUGGAGUGGGUGCAGUUCUGUGCAGACCUGUGGCACGUCGGCGGCUGUGUGGAAAGUUCACGGCGCGUUCGCGACGCCUGCUCGACGGCGUGGCGGUCGCGUCAUCGCCGAGAAAUGAUUUCCACACAGGUCGGCGGCCAGGACCUAGUAGCUUCCACGCUCAAGUCCUUCGAGAACCUCAUACGGAUGCGGGAGCGCGAGGAGGUGCAAGAAUUGCGAGACAUCUGUCGCAAAGCGCCCCCGCCCGAUCCUGAGGUCUGGCCGCGCUCUACACCAACGCUCGACGAGCGCGUGCUCUGCGUCUUCCAGGGCAUGGACUUUGAUGGGAAUGGUGCCGACGCGGCGUCCUUGCGUGCUCUCGACUCCACGCCAUUGACGCCAUCGCGUCAUUGCGUGCUCUCGGCGUCGGCGCGCCGUCGUCGAGGAGCGAUUCGACUCCACGCCAUCGACGCCAUCGAUGCGACGCACUACGCGCGCAGGUACGAUCGAGGCCGAGGAAUUAGCUGACUUGAUCCAGAACGACGCCGUGACGCCUUUAAUACUACCCUUGCUGGACAACGACGACGGCGACGGGAAGGUGACGCCCGAGGAGUUCCGGACCUUCUUCGACGUCUGGGCGGUCAUGGGCGACCAAGGGGUGGAGACGGCAUUGGUCACGUUCGAGAGUUUACUUAGGGUGCGGGGCGGUCCCAUGCAGGAGGCCUAUGAGCAGCGAAAAAGGGAGUUGUUGGGCAUCGAGCUGCCCGUGAAGUUGCCCACACCUCGAUCGGAGGAACCCGAACCUAUGAGGGAUCUGCUUAAAAGAGUGAGAGGGCCGUCGUUGCCGCCUCGGGAUUUCGUGGAAGAGGCUCCCGAGCCUGUACUUCGUGAUCACGAGUCCGGCAUCGUCUUGAAACCCGACGGCAGCUCGGCGCCGGCGCCGGCGCUGCCUAUGCUAGACAUAUCCCGGGAGGUCUUGAGGGAGGCGCUCGGCUCGGCGCGCGCUCUGUUCGAAGAGACGCCGCGGACGCCGCGGUCGUCGCCGCGGCGCUUGUACCGCCGCGACGCCGACGAGUCGAUGUACACGCCGUUCAAGGCGCGGAGUCGGCCGCGGCGGGCGAAGCCAUCGCUGGCCGGCGCGGGUGCGGCGCUCCUGGCGACGGCCACGUUCUCGUCGGUCGGUGGGUAACACAUGUUUCACUUACA